GGGAAACUGUCUGACAUUGUUGGCAGAAGACCCAUACUGCUGAGUUCAGCCACAGCGCUACUUGUGGGCACGCUGCUAGUGGGCUUCAGUUUCUCCUUCCUGUGGACCGUCGGCGUGCUGUUUUUCGAGGGAUUUCUGAACGGCACCCUGGUCGUGGCCAAGACGUACCUGUACGAGUGCCCGGUACUGGGUGGAUUUUUGGCCUGUCCAGCUACAAGAUUCCGGACGUUCGACAAACCGUUCUUCAAGCAGUUCCCGUACAUACUGCCUUGCGCAGUAGUGGCAUGUUUGGAGUUCUGCAUUCUGAUUGGUGGCUGCAUUUAUCUGGGCGAAUCUCUGAACAAGAAGCCCAAAUAUGAUUACAUCAGUCUAAAACAAAUAUCUACACAAGACGUGGCAGAAGACGAAAAGGAAAACUCCCAUCGACAAGAGGAGUCCACCAUCAGCCUGCUGCGGGACAGACUGGUGCUGAUUUCCUGCGCGCUUUACGCUCUGUACGCGCUGGCGGGCAUCAGUAGCUCCCAGUUGUUACCCCUCCUCCUGGUGUCCGACCCCCAACAUGGCGGCUACAACUGUAACGCUGCAGAGAUCGCCCUCGUUCUGACCACCCUCGCCAUUUACUCGGGCAUCACGCAGGCAACAUUGAACCCUUACAUCGCGUCCAAGUUCACCUACAAGUCUGUGUACGUGUCCGGAGUUGUACUACACGCAGUGGGGAUCAUCUUACUCCCGUCCAUGGUCAAUAUCACAGGGGCCAUGUCGAGUCAACAUGUUGCAAAUCAAACAGAGACCUCUAGCGAUUUGACACUGAACUUCGCAGCCGAUUCUGAACAUGCCUUGAUUUCACCACCUGCAAGAGAGAGUCGCGUACAGCCAACUUUACAGCACAUUUCAGCAUCUUCGCAGUUCGUAGUAGCGACGGCAGAAGUGAACGCGACAGCCGCCAGGUCGCUUAUCGGCCAGUGUCGGCUAGACGGGGACAGUAGGAAGGGCGCCUCCAAGCGUCCGGCCUCAGAACUGCAGGCCAGUGUCUGGGGUCCGCUGCUGCUUGUCAUAUUGCUGAUGGAACAGGGAAGUCAUCAAUCUGCGCUGGUCGCCAUCGUGAUGGUUGGAAACGCCGGUGUUGUGAGUAACGUGCCUCCUACCAUCAUAUUUCCUAGCCCUUCAGAUUAACAAAUAACAGAUAACCUUUAUUUAAGGGUUAAUGACCCGCCCCGAGGUGAAUAUGGUGUGAUAAAGCCUUUUCAGUUGCUAUAACCACCGAAUAAAGC
Molecule: messenger RNA, 1271 nt
Organism: Branchiostoma belcheri (Belcher's lancelet)
Lineage: Eukaryota; Metazoa; Chordata; Leptocardii; Amphioxiformes; Branchiostomatidae
Product: protein ZINC INDUCED FACILITATOR-LIKE 1-like
Exons: 9
Source: RefSeq, a predicted model, not a curated record